GGCUCUCAUCACAUCGUUCUGGAUCGCUCCAUGUUCAAGCGCUGUACAACUGCUCCCCAUAGGAACCCAAGAGCCUUCUCUGGCUUCUGUAAGAAAGAGAAGAUGCUCUGUGCCGAGUGCAAGCAUGACUGGGGCGUCAUCGCCUCUUACCUCACUAUCCAGGAUCUGCCGCUGCUGAAGAUCGAGAGUUUCGUGGUGCAGGACUGCGUCACUCGCAGGCAGCAUUACUUCAGAAAGUGGCGUGACGUGACGUUUGCCAUGCGUGAGUUUGACAUGACGGAGAUCACGGCUGAAGCGUGUCGGCCGAGAGACUGAGAACGCCAAGCACAGCAACAGCUGAAGUUUAGCAGACACAUUCCUCGUGUGUGUGUGUCUAUAAAAUAUAAUCGAAACAUGACUUAAAUCUUAAAUUCUAAUUCCUGGUAUUUUUUAAUUUGAUGAACUGUGUUUGUGUAAUCCAGAUGAUAUGUAGUCUUAACAGCCCGACACUGGACGAGCACCACACGCACAAACAGAUAAUAAUCGUUAAUCACAUUUAAUCUCAUUAUUUAUCUGGAACUUUACUGCAAGUGACACCUUUAUUGCUUUUUAUUGUAUUUUAACUUGGGCAUGGUGGCUUUUACUGGUAAAUCCAACUGAUUAAUUAGACAUGACUAUGUAAGCUAUCUUUAGAUUACGUGUGUAAUGUCUGAUUUGUUAAUGGAAUUUUGAAUAUUAAA
Messenger RNA from Sinocyclocheilus grahami, 719 nucleotides. RefSeq names its product probable ATP-dependent RNA helicase DDX58. The annotation marks the transcript as partial. NCBI's taxonomy places the organism in Eukaryota, Metazoa, Chordata, Actinopteri, Cypriniformes, Cyprinidae. The transcript is spliced from 2 exons. The record is from RefSeq and is a predicted model, not a curated record.